AUGACCCAGCUCCCAGCUCCCAGCUACCAGCUCCCACCAGCUCCCACCAGCUCCAGCUCAAACCCCAGCCCCGGCCGGCGGGGUAGCAAGAACGCUGCACUGAAUUCCUCGCUGGUUGAAUCUCGCGUCAUCAUCCACCCAGCGACCCUCGACCCAGGCAUCGCGCAUCAAAGUGAAGAGCACAGCACACCAAUAGGCACAGGCGUAAGGCGCAGGGACGAUAGCAUCAGCUCCGGUGUCCUCUGCCAUCUGGUGUGGCCGGUUGCCCUUGGCCCUGCUCAACGCUCGGGCGCUCAUCUCUAG
This is a messenger RNA of Colletotrichum orchidophilum, 303 nucleotides long. RefSeq lists its product as uncharacterized. Bases 1 to 303 code for a protein of 100 amino acids. The transcript has a single exon. The record is from RefSeq and is a predicted model, not a curated record. NCBI's taxonomy places the organism in Eukaryota, Fungi, Ascomycota, Sordariomycetes, Glomerellales, Glomerellaceae.